Messenger RNA from Rhipicephalus microplus (southern cattle tick), 758 nucleotides. RefSeq names its product cuticle protein 10.9. Gene Ontology annotation, molecular function: structural constituent of chitin-based larval cuticle. Lineage: Eukaryota; Metazoa; Arthropoda; Arachnida; Ixodida; Ixodidae. Gene Ontology annotation, cellular component: chitin-based extracellular matrix. The record is from RefSeq and is a predicted model, not a curated record.
ACCAAAGGAACGCUACCUUUCAACAAGCCACCAUGUACACCAAGGUCCUGCUCUUUUGCCUUCUGGCCGUCGCUGCCUCUGCUCCCGUAGAGGAAUACCCACCACAGCCAUACAGCUUCAGCUACGACACCACUGACGAGUUCGGCACCCGCCUAACCCGCGAGGAGUCCGGUGACGCGAACAACAACAAGGUCGGCUCCUACGGCUACACCGACGCCAACGGCAUCUCCCGUACCGUCAAGUACACCGCUGACGCCGAGGGUUUCCAUGCCACCGUCGAGACCAAUGAGCCAGGAACUAAGAGCUCCAACCCAGCCGAUGCCCUGUACUCCUCCGCCGCUGUUGAGGUCACCCCGGUUGAAGCUGCCCCUGUCGUCGCCAAGCCAGUUGUCACCGCUGUAAAGCCCGUGGUUGUUCAGGCUGCGCCUGCCGUUCACCCUGUGCACCCAGUCCCCGUGGCCCCACUCACCCUGGUACACCAAGCUCCAAUCACCGUCGGCAAGGCCAAGGCAUAAGCGAAACAUCUCCAAACGUCACAAGCUAAGACUGCGGAAAUAAACAAGCUGUUCACACACGAAUAUUGAGCUGCGGCUGGCCGACCCGGCCACUCAUCGUCAACCGUGGCUGAGCACAUGCUCCUAGGAAGAAUUCUACCCACAGGUUUUUCUAUUCUGUACUGUUAAUAGUUAAGGCAGAAGUUUAUACAUGUUCCCGUUCAGAAAUCUAUUUUAAAUAAAUAAAAUUUUAUUAUCAAUUCA